AUGGGCCCCAUCACGUUGCAAGCGAUGAUGAGGUCAACAAUUCUAGAAUGUGAACAUCAGCAGCAAAUGGGUGACCUUUUCUCAUCAAUACUAAAGGAUCCCGAGGUUCAGAAAUUUUGCGAUGAUACCCGACGGGACAUGGACUCAAUGGAACAGGCGUUUCUCCCCCUGUUUUCAGACAUCAUGAUGUCUACGACAAUGGACUCGCCAAUAUAUCUAAGAGCUCUCUAUCUCCGCCUGCGCUUUCUUUCCGUCCAAGUCUUCAGCAACCCGCCACAAUAUGAUUGCAUUCAGUCAAUGGUCGCAUUAACACCCCGACUCCGUGAGUUCCUCUCUUUAGCUGAACUUGCAAUUCGGGUCACACGGAAGACUGGAGUGGUUCGGGUUUAUUCGCUCUGCAUAGGCGGUGGACUUGCGUGGUACCUGCUCCAGAUCGCGCUUCACUGCCGCGAUCCAUUGGUACGUGAUGAGGCUAUAUUGGCACUGGAUGGCUACGCUGGCCAGGACGGACUCUGGAUCUCGCGGUUGCUGCAUGCCCUAGCGCUCAGAAACCGUAUCGUCGAGCAGCAAAAUGCGAAUGGGGAUGCGGCACAAGUACAAUGGCAGAGGCUCUGGCGGCGCGAGUACUACCUAGAAGACGGAGGCGAACGUGUGGUUUUUCGCUUUCUGGAGAAGGAAUUGGAAUUGGACCAGUGGAUUCUCGUAGAAGAGGUGGGUGAGUUUCAGGACAAGGCAGUCUGUGCCAAGUGGACACGGCAGCUGAACCCCCGGUCGGGCAGGUUACUUGUUCAGGAAGGGUUUCCUCAUGGCUCACAAAAGGACCAACCGGACGGACUCCCCGGUCACAUGGAUUUAUGA
Clonostachys rhizophaga is the source of this 858-nucleotide messenger RNA. The record is from the annotation of a GenBank genome assembly. Lineage: Eukaryota; Fungi; Ascomycota; Sordariomycetes; Hypocreales; Bionectriaceae.